CUUGUAGACACAGUGUGUUGUAGGCACAAAGUGGUUAAACAGCUGCUCAACUGUGCUGUAACUGUUUGUGGUAGGUGUUCUGUGAUUGACAGGGCAAACAGCAAAACAGUCCAGUGUGUUCCUUCCUUCAGCAGGGAGUUGUCCUGUCUUUGCUCAGGCAGAGGUGAUGUGAGUGGCAGGAGGAUGUGCUGUGCUGUCUGCUGGCACAGGGCCUCAAUUCCCUGUGCCUUGUAGCAGGAAGGGUGGCUGCAGGCUUUGGUGGUUGCUGCGUAGUGUAACUUGUCUGUGCUGCACAACUUUUGAGUUAUGUUCUUUUAAGGAAGCCAUUCUAAUGCUGAUGCAGGGGGUAGAGUGUUGCUUUUUACUCAUUCUUGCUAGUUUUACUUAAUCAAUGUUUUUCUCCUCCACUGUUUGAACUAUUUUGUCUGUGUUCAGAAGUAUGGAUUAUUCUCCUCAAAACCUAGUAAUUUCAAGAUCUGCUUGAGGAAUAGCAUCACUUUCUGUGAGGUUGGGAGGACCUGACCCUCUGGACUAUGUUAGCAUGUACAGAAACCUGGGAAACCCAGCACUGAAUGUUCCUGAGCAUUGGCACUACGUCAGCUUUGGGUUAAGCGACUUGUAUGGAGACAACAGAGUACAUGAGUUUACAGGAACAGAUGGACCGAGUGGUUUUGGCUUUGAGCUGACCUUCCGGCUGAAGAGAGAGACGGGGGAGUCGGCACCGCCCACCUGGCCAGCAGAGCUGAUGCAAGGCUUGGCCAGAUAUGUCUUCCAGUCAGAAAACACCUUUUGCAGUGGUGAUCAUGUGUCGUGGCACAGCCCUUUGGACAACAGUGAAUCUCGAAUCCAGCACAUGUUACUGACAGAAGACCCCCAGAUGCAGCCAGUGCAGACUCCUUUUGGGGUCGUUACUUUCCUACAGAUUGUUGGGGUUUGCACUGAGGAACUGCAUGCAGCUCAGCAGUGGAAUGGUCAAGGGAUCUUGGAACUGCUUCGGACUGUCCCAGUAGCUGGAGGCCCCUGGUUGAUAACAGACAUGCGAAGAGGAGAAACCAUAUUUGAGAUUGACCCACAUCUGCAACAGGAGAGAGUCGACAAAGGGAUUGAGACAGAUGGCUCAAACCUGAGUGGAGUGAGUGCCAAAUGUGCCUGGGAUGACCUGAGCCGACCACCAGAGGAUGAUGAAGACAGCAGAAGCAUUUGCAUUGGAACCCAGCCUCGGCGGCUCUCUGGGAAAGAUACAGAGCAAAUCAGGGAGACUUUGCGGAGAGGGCUCGAGAUUAACAGCAAACCUGUCCUACCUCCAAUCAAUACACAAAGACAGAAUGGGUUGAACCUCGACCGAGCACCAAGCCGUAAGGACAGUUUGGAAAGCGAGAGCUCAGCAGCCAUCAUUCCUCAUGAGCUGAUCCGCACGAGGCAGCUGGAGAGCGUGCACCUGAAAUUUAACCAGGAGUCCGGAGCACUCAUCCCCCUCUGUCUAAGGGGAAGGCUCUUACAUGGACGGCACUUUACAUAUAAAAGUAUUACAGGAGAUACAGCAAUCACAUUUGUAUCAACAGGAGUAGAAGGAGCCUUUGCUACAGAGGAGCACCCCUAUGCAGCCCAUGGACCUUGGUUACAAAUCCUAUUGACUGAAGAGUUUGUAGAGAGAAUGCUGGAAGAUUUAGAAGAUCUGAAUUCUCCAGAGGAAUUUAAACUUCCAAAGGAGUACAGCUGGCCUGAAAAGAAACUGAAAGUUUCCAUCUUGCCAGAUGCCGUGUUCGACAGCCCACUGCAUUAGAGCUGAAUUACACUAUUCUAACAACUGGGAGAGCCAAGUUACUGUCCAUUACCCAGUGACUCACAGGAUAAUUAAUGCAGUAAAAACUCUGCUUGAAAAUAAAAAGAGUUUGCUGCACAACCACUGCAAACAGAAGAGGAGCUACUCAGCACCAGCCCAGACCGAACUGAGCCCUUUCCUUUAUCCUUCCCAAGGCUGAACUCUCUGGGAACAGCCUGCGUAUGUGUGAGUGCGAGUGAGAAAUAUUUAACUAUGAAAAUUAGUAGUAAGAAUCCUUUCUCUCUCCUAGCUGCAGAACUCCCCUCUGCCUUAGCCCAGGGUGUAGACGCUCUGCACGCCUGUAUUUACACAUACAUUUCUGCCAGGUGCGAGCCUAUAAUCCAUGGAUUAAAUGUUCUUUACGUGACUCUGGAGUCCUUUUGUUAGCCAAACUUUUACUGACUGCAGAACUGUUCUUCCAUGUGCUAUUUUUUUUUUCUUUUUAGAAAUGGAAUGGUAUUUCCCCUGUUUAAAGGAGGCCAAAAGCUCACAUGCUUGAAGCUGAACAGAUUUAAAGAUGAACUUUCUAGUUCAGUCAAGAAAAACAAAUCCAGAUCCUCCCUGCCCUCAAAUUAGGCAUGUUUUAAGUGUUGGUCUUGGUGCUAUUAGCUAUGGUAUCACUGCAAACAGAGGCAACUUUAUUCUCGUGCAUCCUGUCCUUGUGCCUGAACCCCAGGGAAGGUCACAACCUCUGGUUUUGCACAAGCAGGAGGAAGAAAGCUACAGGGGUGGGGGAGAUCUCCUGUUUACAGUGUGUUUAUCUUUAAAGAGAUACUGUCAAGUAUUUUUUCCUUGCUAUUGUACAGAAUUUGAGAAGCUAGAAAGGAUCAUUUGUUCACAGGGACAACUUCAGCAGCUCUGCAGGAUCAGGGGGCUGCUUGAAAGCAUAUGAAGUGGAGAUCUCUGCUGCCCUGGCACAGCAGAGAGGAGACUCAGCCUCAAUGAAGCCAACUGUUCUCCUGUUCCAGCAGGGUUGUGCCCUAGUGCAGCUCCAUUUUCCCCUCUAGCUUCGCUGUGGUGGCUCUUGUUGCUGACCUUCCUCCUUUCAGAUGGGUUUGAACUGUAAAGCAUCAAAACCAGUUUGAAAAGAUGCUCUCUCUAGACCCCUGUGGCUUCCUCCUUGGGGCAAAACGCGUGCAGAGGAGCCGGUCUCUGCAGUGCCAGGUUGUGUGUCUGCAUCAGCUGCUGGCCCUAUGGAUAUGCUGCAGCAAACCACCGCAGGCUUUACCCCCUGCUGCUGCUGCAGGUUGUUUCUGAUGCAUAUUCCCCAGCCUUCCUCUGCCUAUUGUCUUUUGGUGACAACUCUUCACUCCUUGUCAGGGGAGGUGAAGCUUUCCUUCCACCCCAUUCUGCCUACAAGAUAACUGGUGGUUUAUGCACAGUUGCUGUGUGAUCCUAAUACAAGUAUAACAAAAGCUUUUAACACUUAACUCCCCUGAUCAAACAGCUAAGUCCAGGAGGCCUCACAGUACCCUGGGGUUGGUUUUCUGUUUGUUUUCUGAUUUAAUUUCUUCCCAGCACAGUCAGCUUUGAUGUUUUC
Molecule: messenger RNA, 3362 nt
Organism: Cinclus cinclus
Lineage: Eukaryota; Metazoa; Chordata; Aves; Passeriformes; Cinclidae
Gene: SUFU
Product: SUFU negative regulator of hedgehog signaling
Exons: 12
Coding region: 542-1783 (413 amino acids)
Cellular component (GO): cytoplasm; nucleus
Molecular function (GO): transcription factor binding
Source: RefSeq, a predicted model, not a curated record